This is a messenger RNA of Onychostoma macrolepis, 2873 nucleotides long. RefSeq lists its product as uncharacterized. The record is from RefSeq and is a predicted model, not a curated record. The transcript has a single exon. The coding region runs from base 1040 to 1894 and encodes 284 amino acids. NCBI's taxonomy places the organism in Eukaryota, Metazoa, Chordata, Actinopteri, Cypriniformes, Cyprinidae. Gene Ontology annotation, molecular function: protein binding.
GAGUUUAUGGAAAUAAUUUGACGUCUGUUAUUAACAUCCACUGCAGCAUACAAGCAUAAAGACAACUCACAAACUAUUCUAAGAGGACUGCUAUACAUGACAUGCUGAAAUGAACCUAAGCGUAUUAUUUAUGACCCUGGAGCACAGAAGCAGUCAUAAGCAGCACAGGUAUAUUUGUAGCAAUAUCCAACAAUACAUUGUAUGGCUCAAAAUUAUACAUUUCUCUUUUAUGCCAAAAAUCAUUAGGAUAUUAAGUAAAGAUCAUGUUCCAUGAAGAUAUUUUGUAAAUUUCCUACUGUAAAUAUAGCAAUACUUAAUUUUUGAUUAGUAAUAUGCAUUGCUAAGAACUGCAUUUGGACAACUUUAAAGGAGAUUUUCUCAAUAUUUAGAUUUUUUUGCACCCUCAGAUUCCAGAUUUUCAAAUAGUUGUAUCUCAGACAAAUAUUGUCCGAUCCUAACAAACCAUACAUCAAUGGAAAACUUAUUUAUUCAGCUUUUUUUUUUGGACCCUUAUGACUGGUUUUGUGGUCCAGGGUCACAUAUUAUUGUCUUAUACGUAGCCUUUUACACCAUAGAAGAGUCUUACAAGCAAAUUAAUUUUAGAGUUUUUAUUUGUAUUUUUUUUUUAUUUAAUUUUUUUAAGAAUCUAAAUAUAUAGGCUAUAUAUCAGCAUUUUCCUUUAAGAUAAAAAGGCAGGAAAUUUCUUUGACAAUGCGCAUUUAUGAAUGUAACACCUUGCAAUAAAUAAGUAAUAAAAAUAAUUAUAAAAUUAAUAUGAAAAGGGACUCUUUUUUUUCAAAGAGUCAUCAAAAGCGUACUGUGUGGAAUCUUGUGGAUGAAUUCCUUUAUACAAAACACUUUUCAGCAAACACAGCUAUGACAAAAGGAGCAGUUGCGCGACAGUAAUGUGGCUGCGAGCAGGAGUGCGCGCAUGCGCAGCGCGCUCUCACUGCAGAGGAGGGGGUCAGUGACAGCGCGUCGCCGCAGCGUCAAGAUGAGCUCCGCCGAAUCCCGUCUGCUUUCCCCCGCCUGAGCCCCGAUGGACGCCGAGCGCAAGCAGCACGCGCUGGUCUCGUUCCUGUUCUACCAGGCAGUGCGGGACCUGAAGCCCGUGUGGAUGCUGGAGGACAUGCGCACCAUGGAGACCUUCUACUGGGAGGAGGACGCGACGCAGCGGAGCUACAGCCCUUCCGAGGCGCUGCUCUACGCCAUCGUGCACGACCACCGCGCGUACGCGCAGCACCUGCUCAGCCGCUUCGCUCACGAGGCGCUGGCCACGCCGGGGGCGCGCUUCUGCUGCCGCGCGUCCUCCGCGCCGCACCUCGCCAUGGCUGUGCGCUACGACCGACGCGACAUCCUGGCGCUCAUCCUGCAGGCGGCGCACCGCGAGCCGCGCCUGCGCUCCUACCUGCGCCGCGGCGGCUGCGCUCACCUGGAGGACGGCAAGACGCCGCUGCACCUGGCCUGCGAGCUGCUGCGCGCCGACGCCGUCAUGUUGCUCCUCGGGAGCGGCGCGUCGCCGCGGGCAGUGGACAGCAGCGGCAUGACGCCGCUCGACGUGGUGCUGCAGCAGCUGCGCGACUCCAAGGCGAACGCCGCGGCCAAGAAGUGCUGUUUGGAGAAGCUGCUGCUGUUCAUGCCGCAGCCGCGCUUCGCGAUGAGGAGCUCGCUGCUGGAGGAGCCCCGGCGCUGGGCCACGCUGCUGGGGGAGGACACGCUCCACUACCUGAUCGGACGCGAGCCGGCGCCGCUCUUCCUCUGCGCGAUGCGAGCGAUCCUGACGCAGCUGCCGCCGGAGCAGUUCCCCGCGAGCCUGGACACGCUGCCCAUCCCAGCCGCGCUCAAACCCCUGCCCAGAGCCCACACACUGCGCGGACUAGACCGCUUCCGCUAGUGUGUGUGUGUGUGUGUGAGUGUGACAAAUGAGGACAUAAAUGUGUAUAAUGACAAAGAUAUGACAGGUAUUACAAGGAGAUUUAUGAGGACAUUUCCCCAUGUCCCCAUAUUUCAAAAGGCUUAUAAAUCACACAGAAUGAGUUUUUUUGAGAAAGUAAAAAUGCCUGUAGUCUCCUGUAAGGGGUAGGUUUAGGUGUAGGGUUGGUGUAGGGCAAUAGUAUAUACAGUUUGUACAGUAUAAAAACUAUUACGCCUAUGGAGAGUCCCACAAAACAUGGAAAUCUGUGUGUGUGUGUGUGUGUGUGUGUGUGUGUGUGGCAUUUAGUGUGCAAUGGAUGAACAACAGCAUGACGGUCAUGAGCUUACACAAGCAAUAUUGUCUUCCUGUUUGUUGUCUUAGCCUUCUUUUAUGUACAUCAUGUAUAUGAAUUCAACUCGAUCGUCUUGAUUUUAAAACUUUUAUACCCAAGCUAUGCAAACUGUGCAGUAUGAGUUAAUAUGAGAUGUGUGUCUGUGUGCUGAUCUGAGAGCAGUGGAAUGGACUCAUUAAGAUGAUCCUGGUCCAGACGCUCUGUGAUGGUCCUCUCUGAUCUGAUCUGAUCUGGUCUGGUCAGGUCUGAUCUGGUCUGGUCUGGUCUGGUCAGGUCAGGUCUGGUCUGGUCUGGUCUGGUCAGGUCUGAUCUGGUCUGGUCUGGUCAGGUCAGGUCUGGUCAGGUCUGAUCUGGUCAGGUCUGGUCUGGUCUGGUCUGGUCUGGUCUGGUCUGGUCAGGUCUGGUCAGGUCUGGUCUGAUCUGGUCUGGUCUGGUCAGGUCUGGUCUUGUCUGGUCUGGUUUGGGACGGGUUACUGUGAUCUUGAGCGCUCACUUCCAUCCUCAGGUGUGCGGAGUAGUUCUGGAUUUUUAUGAUUAAAAAAGUGAAAAACAUGGGAGUUUUUUUCAAACCCCUGAAUAAUAAAAAUACCUGUAAUAUCUGAGAAA